AGAAAAGGCGCACAUUGAUUGGUCCUCUCCCACACACCUCCAAGGGCUCGCAACCGUUCGUCAUCGGCAUAAUUCGAACGACGGUCAACAAAUUCAUUAUCAAAGACACAGCUCGUUGAUUUCUGUCACUUGCAGUUGAUCGACUGCAGAUAAUACUUCGAAAAUCAACUGCAGCUGCUGAUAUACUCCACACAUCGAUAUGUUGAGCAGGCUUGGACGCCCAGCUUCACAGCUGUCUCAGAUGCUUGUCAAGGGGUCAAGGUCGCUCAGCCAGACUGCCCCAGCAAUUAACAAGGAGAUCAAGAUUGGCCCAAAGUCACAAGCUAUAUUUGAGAAAGAAUCGAAAUAUGGUGCCCAUAACUACGGCCCACUUCCUGUUGCCUUCAGCAGAGGAGAAGGUGUGUUUGUGUGGGACGUGGAGGGCAACAAGUACUACGACUUCCUGAGUGCAUACAGCGCCGUGAACCAGGGCCACUGUCACCCCAGGAUCGUCAAGGCCCUCAAGGACCAGGCGGACAUCUUGACUCUGUCAUCCAGGGCCUUCUACAACGACUGCCUGGGAGAAUAUGAAGAGUUCAUCACCAAACUCUUCAAGUAUGAUAAAGUCCUCCCCAUGAACACAGGCGUGGAAGGCGGGGAGACAGCCUGCAAGCUGGCCCGGAAGUGGGCGUACCUCGUCAAGGGGGUCCCCAACAACCAGGCUAGGAUCAUCUUCGCGGCAGGCAACUUCUGGGGACGGACCCUUGCUGCUGUCUCCAGCUCCACCGACCCCGACUGCUACAAAGGCUACGGCCCCUACAUGCCUGGCCUCUCCAUCGUCAACUACGACGAUAUUUCAGCUCUUGAGAAAGAGCUGCAGGACCCCAAUGUGUGUGCCUACAUGAUGGAGCCCAUCCAGGGGGAGGCGGGCGUGGUCGUGCCCCAGGAGGGGUACCUCAGGAAGGUGCGGGAACUCUGUACAAAGUACAACGUGCUGUGGAUAGCCGACGAGGUGCAGACGGGACUGGCCAGGACUGGAAAGCGUCUCGCUGUCGACCACGAGAAUGUCCGCCCUGACAUUGUCAUCCUGGGAAAGGCCCUCUCAGGAGGUGUGUUACCGGUGUCGGCUAUCCUUGCUGAUGAUGAGGUGAUGCUGACAAUCAAACCAGGGGAGCAUGGCUCAACAUUCGGCGGCAACCCCCUCGCAUGUAAAGUUGCAAUUGCAGCAUUACAGGUUCUGGAGGAGGAGAAGCUGGCUGACAAUGCUGAGAAGCUGGGGAAGAUCCUGAGAUCAGAGCUGGGCAAACUGCCCAAAGAUGUCGUCAGCAUCGUCAGAGGGAAGGGUCUACUGAAUGCAAUUGUUAUCAACAAGAAAUGGGAUGCUUGGAAUGUAUGCGUGAAGCUUCGUGAUAACGGACUCCUGGCCAAGCCCACGCAUGGCGACAUCAUCCGUUUUGCUCCGCCACUGACGAUCACAGAAUCCCAGUUGCAUGAGUGCAUUGAAAUCAUCAACAAAACAGUCCUGUCAUUCAAAUAAACAGCUGAUCAGUCAGUUUCAGCAUGUAUAUUACAUUGUUGAUAUAACUCAAUUCAAAUUUCAGACAGCUGACACAACUGCUGCUUUUAGGAAGCUGUUGUGUUGACAUUGCAGGUAGGGAAGUGUUUGAUGUUUGGAUGCAGUUUUAAUGGUGUUUUCUUUCGCUUUUUGGGGCUCUGCGAUUUGCUGUGCAGAGUUGCGUCUCUUGGGCACCCCAAAAACCUAUGAUUGUGGGUUCGAAUCCCGUUUCGCUCCGAUUAUGUUUCUUGGUUUGUCAGCACUAUACCUGUGAUCGUUAUUUACAGUGUGGUAAACGUCUGAGACCUGCAUUACUUCGGGCUUUCCUCCCACAUUAAGCUGACAUGCCGUGAUAUAACUUGAAUGCUAUUAAAAGCAGCGUUAAACCCAACUCAAUCACUCACUUUAGCUUUUGCUAUAUUUACAGAAAAUAUCAAUAUGCAUGAAUAUGGCCAACUACUAUUAGAACAUUAAUAUGAAUUGCUAACUUGAAAGAUAUAUCAAGAACCUCAAAUUCAAAUGUAGAUAUUGUAAGUAGAUGAUUUGUAAUUGAAAUAUCCUGACAACCGUUCUGCAAUGAACACAUUCACGUUUACAAUAAAUUACAAGUUGAAUUUAAUUUGGAAAAUAUUUUGAUGAAGAUAUAAGUAGAGGUAAUCAUGCAAGAGUGUUUGGGGAUGGUAAAUAUCCUGUAUUAGGAAUAAACAAUGUAUUUAGCGAGCCUUGGCAGAGGUCUACAAGCACAGAUAUGGAAACUGAACCCGCUUAGCUAGUGUUCUUGCACAACUGUUUCGCAAUUUAUAUCUCCAAAGCUGCCAAAAGUUGUAAAAUGCCUUAGCUAUGUCACAGUUGGACACUGAUUUUCAAUAUUUCAGACUAUUCUUUUGAUAAUGACAGCAAUUAUCCCAGUAGUUUCCCCGAUUCCCGAUGGUUAAUUCUUACUCGAUCGCCGAAUGACACGGGCGACGCCAUGUUUCUUAUAAACUCUGAAAGUAGUCCCUACUUGACCUUUGAUAUUUGCAUCUCUAUCAGUGUAUGAUCCCAAGGGAAAUAGUUUUUAUCCGUUGGCUUUAUCCUGCCGAGAAACCUACCCAUUAUUGGAUAAAUAUCAUGUGAAAAAAUCGGAUUCAGGUUCCAUUCCCGAUUCUCAAGCAGGGUUGUUUACUGUGAAUUUGAGGAGUGUUUGUUAAAGGCAACAGUGUAAAAGUGUUGGGAGUGUUAAAAGAGUGUUUAUAGGUGAUAAAAUGUGUUUCUAAUAGGGGAGUGACGCUUGAGUUUAUUUGUGAAAUCUAUGUUUUAUACUUGAGUGACUUGAUAAAUUAGUAAUAACUAGUGUUUGAUCUUUUUGUCAGUUUAUAUAUAAAGCAUGCUUUCAUUCCAGUUGAGACAGCUGUUUAUUGACAGGACUCCUUGUAAUAGAAGACUUCAGAUCACUCAUAUCAGUAGGACAAAGUUGUUAUGUAAGCUUAAUUUGCUUUGGCUUGACCAAAGACACUCCAUUACAGGAAUCUUUAUCUUCACUAUUUCGCCAGGCUUUUUUUAUUUUUAGGAUUAUGGAUAAGGGAUUAGGGAAAAAGAAAAGAAAAAAAAGACAGAAGCAUUUUUUUUAAUCCAGAAUGCCUCUGGCAUACUUUAUGAACACAUUCUGUGCUCAAAAGACCACCAUUUGUGACAAUAAAGCCCCUUGUAACAAUAAAAAUUCUACCACUUACAACACGGACAAUUGUCAAGGGAGGCUAUUCAUUUUCGGCUUUGAGAUCAACAAAGAUGGAUUAUGUAUCUCUUUACUAGUUUUCAAUGGUAAAUUCAGCGGCUAUCGGUGGGGAAAAAAAGUGGAAAUCUGAUUUUUGGAUUUGUUACAUUUUCUCAAAAAUUAGAGUCGGCGGGUCUGUAAUCCGAAAAAUAUAAAAUGCCUGGCCUAAGACAAUGUGUAUAUCAUCCAUGCAUAUCAUAUAAGGCCAUGAAGAGUUUAUUUUUGCUUAAUUAUUAUUUGUUGUUUAUCACAAAGUGCUUCAGCUUUCUGAAUAGUGUACUUACAACCCUGUAUUAUUAUUAACUUUUAUCAACUAAAGGGUAAAACACGCUCUCGUGGGACAGGGUCGAAUGUGUACUUUUAAAAACGUGAAGGACCGCCGGAUUCUUUCAUGUUAUUAAACUAUAGCAAUAUGAAGGAAUGUGGUUGUCCUUCCUGAUAUCACAUCCAGAUAUAUAUUGUUCACAUAACUUUAUGAUUAAACUUUGGAAGUUUGGAUUCUUUUCCAAGUUAACAAAUAAUUAUUUUAUUUGGGUAAAAAUGUGUUUCAAGACUGAAAGACUGUUCUAGAACCAAUAAGGAAUUUUCUAUUUUUGAACAUUAAAUUGUUCGUUCUGUGAAAUGACUGGAAGGUCAAAGUUUAGUUUAUUCAAACGUGGACUCCAACUUUGUGUCUCCACUCUCUUCAGUUGUGUUUUUUUCAGCAUGUAUCGUGCCAUUUUUUAAGUAAUUGGUGUUGAUUUAUUAUGACCUAUUUUCCAUGUAUUCUCUUGUUAAUGUAUAUUUCCCUUCAGACCAAGGGAUCAGAACAAUUGUUUUUCUGGUUUUUGCAGAUGAAGCUGCCUUAAAUUUUGCAAAAUUAAAGAACAUUGACAAAUAUGUAGACAUAAUUUUUUUAGGGCACAAUCCUAAAUUUUUCUUUUUGCAUCUUGGCAUGCUGACAAGAAAAUAUGUAAAACUAGAAAAAAUAAAUAAAUCGAUCUUACCUCAUGUUUAAUAUAUUGUGUGGGAUAGCUCUUGAUCUAUCACUGUUUUGAAUCUCCAACAUUUGCAAACAGUAUUGACAGUUUUAUUCACGUUGUUUUGAAAUAUUUAUAUUUCAAAGGAUAGCCAAAGUUUGUUAUUGUUUUCAUUGCCUACCAUGGACAUGUUUUUUUCUUCAUACUAAUAUACCAGGGAUUAUUUUGGGGUUGGUAAUUGGUUUUAAAUGGGGAGUUUUUUUGUUUUUUGACAACAUUGAGUAAUCUCUAUUGACAGCGUUUGAAGAAAACUGAUGAAACACAUUUCUUGAGAACAAGUUGUUUUACUUGAGAAUAAAAUCUCCAUCCUAUAUGGAGUAUUGAUCCAGCAUUGGUGUUUUUGUCUACCAUCAUCAGUUUCCAUCAGUAUCAUUUUGCCAAUGUACCUUAUGUAUAGACAAAUAACAUCAUAACAUAAUAAUAGUUGUAUUUUAGUUGUUAAUUAUCUUUUCUUAUUGAUACUAGUCACUUUGGCCUCAUGCAUUUAGUGCUGCAAUUGGGGCUGGCUAUCAAUGUUUGGUUUUUUAUGGUUGUCCAAAUAUUUGAAAAUCUAUUCAAAAUAUUAUCAACGAUAAUAACUUAGAUUUACGCUCCCCAUUUCUUUGAAGGAGAAUUUAGAAUCCAGUGGAAGAAUCCAUUUGUUUUACUAUGUUGAUCUAUCACAUUCAUUAGCUUACUUGAGGUUACCAUAUCAGAAGAAAUCCACAAUGGAUAAUUUGGAUGGUCAACAUCAUAUGAUUUACAUAUUUACAAUAUGUAUCAUUUCAAAAUGAAUAAAUUCCACAUAUCAUUUUCA
Molecule: messenger RNA, 5102 nt
Organism: Haliotis rufescens (red abalone)
Lineage: Eukaryota; Metazoa; Mollusca; Gastropoda; Lepetellida; Haliotidae
Product: ornithine aminotransferase, mitochondrial-like
Exons: 9
Coding region: 200-1516 (438 amino acids)
Cellular component (GO): cytoplasm
Molecular function (GO): identical protein binding; pyridoxal phosphate binding; L-ornithine transaminase activity
Source: RefSeq, a predicted model, not a curated record